GUUAAACCGAAACCUUCACCACGAUCUUUUUUCUAUCUCCUGAGAAGGCCAUUGUUUGCAGAGGAUCUACCUGAAGAAGCGCAAGCCACUAAUCUGACAAAAUGCACGUUCGUAGAGUUCCGGCAUCCUUCCUAUCAACUAACAAACAUUACAAUUGAUUUCAGGGUUACAAUGCUGGCCUUGUCAAUCUUGGCAACACGAUCUACAUGA
Arabidopsis thaliana (thale cress) is the source of this 210-nucleotide messenger RNA. RefSeq lists its product as uncharacterized. The transcript has 3 exons. The record is from RefSeq and is marked reviewed. The annotation marks the transcript as partial. Lineage: Eukaryota; Viridiplantae; Streptophyta; Magnoliopsida; Brassicales; Brassicaceae.